This is a messenger RNA of Phaedon cochleariae (mustard beetle), 1722 nucleotides long. Lineage: Eukaryota; Metazoa; Arthropoda; Insecta; Coleoptera; Chrysomelidae. The record is from the annotation of a GenBank genome assembly.
AGAUAGGUGGUGUAUGUGUAUAAAUAUUUUUAUCUGUGUUUUAAUAAUUAAAUCAUUAUUAUUAUUAAAUUGAAUUAAACUAGAGUGGUAAACUGCUAAGUAGCGUUUGUGUGUUUUCUCUUGUUUAGAUCACUGGUCAAUUAGCUAAGUCAAGUCAAAUAUGGGCACAGCAGCCCGAAAAAUUUUUCAUUUCAUUGCUGCAGUUCAUUUUUGGUAUGGUUGUUACUACGAUUGGAAUUAUGUUAUAAUACCAGCUAAUGUGCAUCGCAUGGGCCAGUCCUUUGGUUUUAGCGGAAAACUAAAAUUUUUAACAUACUGGGAUGCGAUUCUACAAGGACUGUUUUUUACCAUAUGCCUUUUGAAUGAUUUUAUUGGCACCAAUGAAAAUUUACCAAAGAGAAGUCCAAUCAUCAGAAGAGUCCAAGAUAAGCUACUUGCGAGCCUUGCCUUUCCAUUGGCAAUGUUCGUGGGAUUGACUUUCUGGGGCAUCUACUUUGUUGAUAGAGAAUUGAUACUGCCCAAAGCCAUAGCUCCAUAUUUCCCAGAGUGGCUGAACCACUUGAUGCACACGAAUAUUAUGAUCUUCAUUUUGAUAGAAAUGUUUACUUCUUUUAGGAAAUAUCCGUCUAGAAGGCAGGGUUUAGGCAUAUUGGCAUUUGUUAUGUUGGCGUAUCUGAUAUGGUUGAACGUCAUACAUUCCUAUACCGGAUUUUGGGUUUACCCUGUAUUGGAGGUACUCAACUUACCAAUGAGAAUUGUGUUUUUUGCCUCUCUUUUCGGUUUUGUGGUUUUGAUGUAUGUUGCAGGAGAAAAAUUGAAUAAUUCUAUAUGGCGAAAUCAGUUCAAGGUUAUGAAGAAAUCAUAGAAAAAAUAUCUUCCAAGGAGUAGUACAAAAUGAUUGGAAGCUAGUAGGUAGAGAAUGGGGAAGACCACUGAUUUUUUAAAACGACAUUAUCGUGAACUCUAUACUGAAAAACUACCAGUGAAUUAAUUUUGAAUUUUUUCAUUCAUGCUAAGACGAUGAAAAAAAUAAAUUAGUAUAAAUGUCCAUUUCAAAACACACAAUUCCUGCGCCAUUUGAAAUUUCAUCAAUUCAUUGGUGUGACUGGUGCGACGUCUUAGUCCCAACACGCCUAUUGUCCUUGAACUGACCAAUUACACUGCAACACUGCAGAAUGACGAGGUAUCAGAGAGAGAUAGCUACAGUUCGGGACUAAUACGUCACGACUCCACCAUCAAAUUUGGCUGUUUGAAAUAUCGAAUGAAAUAUGCUGAUUUCAAAACGAUAUAGAUUCGAUUCCCUUCAACUUCUACUCAUAAUAUUGAUUGUACAUAAAAUGUAAAUCAUGAUUCGUCGAUUGAAAGAGGUUUGCACGGAUUUUUUCCCUCAGUGGUCUUCCCCAUUGCAUUUAAAUUUUGUAGGUUUUGGAUGUUUUUAUAUUGUGGAAUUUUAAUAUAAUAUAACCAAAAAAAUGAAAACAAAUUUGUGAUAUUUUCAGUCUACUUAUUGUUAGGGCAAAUGAAAUUAUUUUAGGAGAAAACGAAAAUUAUAUGAAAAAAUCUGAGCUAACAAUCUCAUUGAAUUGAAUUCAAGAAGAUCUGAGUACGUUCCAUCAGAAACAUAAUCAGAGUAAUAAUGUAUCCGUAUUUUGUAGUUGAAAUGAAACCAAAUAAUUGUUCAAAUUUGAAUGAUUCAAAUUAAAUUUUCAAUAAUAGGUGCAA